AUUUGUGACUGGCGUCAUGUUCGCUAGUACAGGGUAAAGAUGCCCAUAUGACCGACUGCUGGGAUGCACAUUUAUUGGACGCCCAAUAUCCCGAAGUUCGAAACUAUCGCCUUGGUUUUGUUCGUUUUUUUAGCAUGUUGUACAUGUUCCUCGUCAUAGCACGGGAAAAACUGCCGCUUGUACUGAUGGUAGCCAAAGUAGGUUACUAGCCCUGCUAUCACAAGUGUCAUGAGGACGAG
Messenger RNA from Bipolaris sorokiniana ND90Pr, 239 nucleotides. RefSeq lists its product as uncharacterized. NCBI's taxonomy places the organism in Eukaryota, Fungi, Ascomycota, Dothideomycetes, Pleosporales, Pleosporaceae. The record is from RefSeq and is a predicted model, not a curated record. The transcript has a single exon. Bases 48 to 209 code for a protein of 53 amino acids.